Molecule: messenger RNA, 1608 nt
Organism: Pyrus x bretschneideri (Chinese white pear)
Lineage: Eukaryota; Viridiplantae; Streptophyta; Magnoliopsida; Rosales; Rosaceae
Exons: 7
Coding region: 232-1146 (304 amino acids)
Source: RefSeq, a predicted model, not a curated record
UUUCUUUUGGGAGCCGAUUGCUGGCCUAAGUUUACACAUUUUCUGGUAAGCAGAGAAGCAGACCCCAUCACUUUGCCUCCUUGUGCCUAAUGAUUUCCGACUUGCACUUCAGAGCAAGCAAGGUGGGAAUUAUCUGAAAAAAUAAAACGAGAGAGAGAAGCGCGAGGCCUUAGCUUUUGAGGAGAGAGAGCGCUUCGGCUUUUGAAAAGGGAUAGAGAAGCUUGUUGAGGAAUGGAGGGGGGCAGCAACAGUAGCAAGAGUGGCGUGGUGGUGGUGACCAAUGAGAGAAGGCCAAGUGGGGGAAUCCGAAUCCAGAAUCCGUUUACCUUGAAAGUGGGUCAAGUAUUUACAGGCUUUGGCAUAGGCUGCGGUGUUGGUAUCGGUGUUGGCCGCCCCAUAAAUCUAGGUGCAAUACCAGUACUGAAUCAAGUCAUGGGUGCUACAAGAGGUGCCACUGAUGCAUUAUCUGGUGCUAGCAGACAUGUAAACAACGCUUUGAGGAAGGUGGGAGCCAAGAACAUUGAAGCGGGCAUUGGAUGUGGAGUUGGUAUUGGUCAUGGUUUUGGAGUUGGCCUUGCUCUGAAGCCAGGGGUGUUGCAACAAAUUCAGUUUCAUUUUGUACAAGGAAUGACAAAGAUAAUGACGAAGUUUGGAAUUUCUCCCAAUUUAGCCAUUGGUCAAGGUGCCCUCCCAAGUUCUUUGCAAAGUGCCAUGGGAAAUGUAAAUGACCCGAGCCAAAAUUCAAUGGGAAGUAGCAUGCCGUUGUCAACAAAACCACCAGACCAUACAUCUCUAAGUUUGCCUGGAUAUGGAAAUAAUGGUACUGGUUCUCCGGUUGAUACACCUCUUGGUAGUCGAACAGAAAAAGUUCUCAGCAGUUUUCUUCAGAGUCCACUUCUGAAGGGAGAGGACAGUGAACCAAAUGAAGGGGCUGGACGCUUGAGGUCGGAGAACAAAAUCCUUCAAAUGAUAUUGAAACACCAGCAAGUCAUUGAAGAGCUGAUGGAGGAGAACGAUAAACUUCGCCACAUACUAGUGGAAGACCUGAAAGUCUCACCUAGCAAGCUGCAAGCAAGUUAUUCAAGUAAAAACAGAUCUCCAUGUACAGAUUGUUUUGAGUGUCGAAGAAAACAAAGGAGAAAAUAGAUGAAGUAUAAAGUUCUGGUAGAUGGCUUUCAAGUUCAAUGACAACAACAAAAGUUAUUAACCAACGCCCCUUUUAACAUAGAGUUUGGACCUUGAUGGAUUUGCUACCCGGCCAAACAAACACCAAGGAGCAUUAUCUGGGUUCACUGGGUUAUAAGCUAAUCAAAGAAACCGUACAAGUAUAAUCCAAGUUACCUUACAGAGGUAAGCAUUACAUAUACAAACCAGUUGAGGUGAGGUGCACUGGUUAAAAUUUACCUCCUUGUUUCUGGGUACCUUUGUGCUUAACAUCGUCCUUUACGUUCAUUGAACACAUUUGUUAGGCACAGACGAUUGCAUUUCUUUUAAAUUGGCUGCAGCUUUUGUUUCCUUUGGUUCGUGGCAUACUCUCUGCGUUAUGGUCAUGUUUUGCACCGCAAGAAAGUACCCUUUUUUUUUUCAAGCUGUUUAAUACGAGAGCGA